This is a messenger RNA of Conger conger (European conger), 5977 nucleotides long. RefSeq names its product cAMP responsive element binding protein 5b (gene creb5b). The record is from RefSeq and is a predicted model, not a curated record. Bases 139 to 1626 code for a protein of 495 amino acids. Gene Ontology annotation, molecular function: cAMP response element binding; DNA-binding transcription factor activity, RNA polymerase II-specific. The transcript has 11 exons. Gene Ontology annotation, biological process: regulation of transcription by RNA polymerase II. Lineage: Eukaryota; Metazoa; Chordata; Actinopteri; Anguilliformes; Congridae.
CAGGAAUCCCACGUGACGUCACUACAGGGUGAUGUAAUGCUUCUCUAAAUAGAACGUAUUGUAAUCUUUUCUCAGUCCAACGUGGUUCCUUCUCUAAGUGUGCCGCUUCUUCUGUACACUUGUUUGGCAGUGGCAGUGAUGAACUCGGAGCAGGAAAGGCCGUUUGUGUGCAGCGCCCCAGGCUGUUCUCAGAGAUUCCCAACAGAGGAUCACCUGAUGAUUCAUCGGCACAAACAUGAGAUGACCCUCAAGUUCCCCUCCAUAAAGAACGACAACAUGCUGUCAGACCAGACACCGACGCCCACACGGUUCCUGAAGAACUGUGAGGAGGUGGGGCUCUUCAGCGAGCUGGACUGCUCCAUCGAGCAGGAGUUCCGCAAAGCGCAGGAGGAGGAGGACAGCAAGCAGAACAUUUCUCUUCAGGGGUCGGCAAGCCAGAACCAGCACCAACCCCACUCCCGUAUGUCCAACCACGACAGCAGCAUCGUGAUCCAGCAGGCCCUGCCCUCGCCCCAGUCCAGCUCCGUCAUCACCCAGGCCCCCUCCACCAACCGACAGAUAGGGCCUGUACCAGGCUCGCUGUCAUCAUUACUGCACCUACGGAACAGACAGAGACAGCCGCUACCUGCCUCGAUGCCAGGCACCCUGCCAGACCCCACCAUGCCCGGCUCUUCUGCCGUGCUGAUGCCUAUGGAGAGACAGAUGUCUAUGGGCUCCACUAUGAUGGGUAUGCAAGGCCCCACCCACAACAGCUCUUGCUCCUCCCCCCAUGUUCCUUCCAUGCACUCAGAGGCUAAACUGAGGCUAAAGGCUGCCCUCACACACCACCCAGGACCUAUCGCCAACGGCAACAUGAACACCAUGGGUCACAUGAUGGAGAUGAUGUCAUCGCGGCAGGAGCAGGCAGGGCACCACCACCUGCACUCGCACCCUCACCAGCACCUACAGGGCCCGCCCCACGGCUACCAGCACCACGCGCACCACCACCACAGCCACAGCCACGCCCAGGCCCACGCUCAGGGUGGGCACCACCACCCGCACGGACACCACCACUCGCACCAGCCACACCUGCACCCCGGCCACAGCCACCAGACCUCUCCACACCCAGCACUGCACUCUGGAGCCCCUUCACAGUUGUCCCCGGCUGCGCAGCAGAUGCAGCCGACGCAGACCCUGCAGCCCCCUCAGCCCAGCGGGGGCCGGCGCAGGCGGGUGGUGGACGAGGACCCAGACGAGCGGAGGCGGAAGUUUCUGGAGAGGAACCGGGCGGCGGCCACGCGCUGCAGACAGAAGAGGAAAGUGUGGGUGAUGUCAUUAGAGAAGAAAGCAGAGGAGCUCACCCAGACAAACAUGCAGCUGCAGAAUGAGGUGACCAUGCUGAAGAACGAGGUGACACAGCUCAAACAGCUCCUGUUGACACACAAGGACUGUCCCAUCACAGCCAUGCAGAAAGAGUCCCAGGGUUACCUCAGUCCGGAGAGUAGCCCAGCCGGAAGCCCCACCCCCGUAUGCUCCCAGCAGCAAGUCAUCCAACACAACACCAUCACCACGUCCACCACGGCAGUAGGGGGCAGCGCUGUGCACGGCCAGCUCAACCACCGUACAGACAUCAACCCCAUCCACUAGAGACUGCGGCCCAACACGGCACCCCUGCUGUGUCCUCAUUCAGGAGCCUAUACAGAGAAACCUCUGAUGCCUGGAGUGCAACUCUUUUUACAGUAUGUAUUUUUAUAGACUCAUUUAACUCAUCUAUGUUCUUCAGUUUACCUGUUUGUCACGUUUGUUGUGAUUUCAUAGAAAAAGGGAGAUUUGCAAUUCAUGCAUUAAACAUUUAACUGGGAUUUUUUAAUACUCCCUAUUUGUGGUACAAACUCAAGGGACCACUUUUGUCAGAAAUGCGAAUGCCACCCCUGACCAUCAAACCCAAACGCACUUGGUGACCGUUCAGGCAGUGUUCAGGCCUCAGGCAACACGUCUGUACUUCCUCUUCUGUGCUUCCUGGACACCUGCAGCUACUGCCCUCCAUCAGUAUUAAUUCACGCUUCAGGAAUCGCACUACAGCCGUGAAAUAUAACAGCUCUGCCAUAGAGAUAUUAAUUACAGUGUUUAAAGAAGAGAGAAACUGCAAUGUUCUUUUCAUACAUACGUCUUUCAGUGCAUUUCCCUCGUGGAUAAAAUGCAAAUGUAUGCAAUGACUGGGGGGCUGAGAUUAAAUCAAAAUCUCUUUUCAUAACAAAUCCACCACUGAUACCACAAAACCUAUACAAGUUUAGCAGAAUAAGUCUAUAUGGAAGUUAUAAUGAAGCAUGUUCCACAGCCCUGGUUAUACCCCCAACAUUGUUAGCAUGUAGAGCAAUAUAUGGUCUCACUAUGACAGGAAUGUUCCACUUUCUCUCAGCUUGGGACAUGUACAGCCUGUGUCUAGCAGCCAGCAUGAUGUCUGACUUUGCAUUCAUUAUGGACCAACAUGAUCGCUAAAACAAAACUGUCUGCAUGUGGUGUUAAACGAGUCAUACAGACUUGUAAAUAUUGUGCUCAUUUUUUUCCAGGGCAACUUCAGUAGCUUACUGUACACCUUAACAUACAUUGCACAUUAGCUGAAAUGCAUCACUCACAUACAGGUUUUCGGGGGGAAAAUGUAGGGAUUUUUGACUGAAUAUUCUUGGUGAUUACAUUGUCAUUUUGCGGCUGAUCCUGAUGAUCUCAACUGACUAAAGCUGAAUUUAUAAGUGCUACGUCACCGCGUGGUGAUUCAUGACUUUGGCUCUUGGCCUAAUGUAGAAAGAUUGUGCUUAUCUGUACAUAUUUCACCUUCCUAGAUACCGAUGCCAUGAAGGCACUGUACUAAACAUGGCACAUUACUCAUUUUCUCUUCUUUUUUAGUUUUCUCAAAAGAUACUUAUAUUCUUACCUCAUCACCUGUGCCCUGCCAUCUCUCUGAAUAUUGAGCAGAUGUAAUGAUUAUGCAACCAUCAACCAUCAAAGCCACUGAAGUGUGUCAAAAUCUGUUGUGAACGAUCACUUAAUCAGAUCGUAAAUGAUUGUAAAAUGUUUUAGCAAAAGUCCACACUUUUCUGUUCCCGUACAUGCAUAAACACAGUGACAUUUAUAUUAAUGCUCUUUAGAUUUGAUUUUUUAAUAGUUUUAAAUAUUCAGAAGCAAGUCAGGUUAAGUACCUUGCUUAGGGUACAGUGGUAUUACCACACGUAGGAUCCAAACAACAACCUUCUGGUCUUGAGCGCAGGUUGUUGGAUUAGACAGCGCAAUCAACACCAAAUGAAUGCAACAUUCCAAAGUCUCACCCAGUAUUGCCUUCAGUAUUCUCUAUAAGAUGUCAUUUAUGCAGAGAACCAGAAAACAGAACGCCCACAAUUGCCAGCUUCAAGCAGGUAAGAUUGUGCACUGAACCCUAUGGGUUAUGUGGUGGAUCGACAACAAAGAAAUAAUUGUUUCUCCUCCACAAAUUAUAAUUGUGUCAGUCUGUCUUGUGUUGGCAAAGGAAAAGUGUUCAUUAAAAAUAGUUUCUGUCUUGAAUAAUGUACUUAGUAUUUAUGGCAAGUAUUGAUAUCUGCAGUUCCAGACUCUGCUUUUCAAAUAUCACAAUGUGCCUGAAUUAUUUGCAGUGUUUGCUUUCUUGCAGUUAAGUACAGGGGAUGUCUGAAGUGAAAUCAUUUCUGGAUUAAUAAUUGAAUCAUUAACAAACUUUCCUCACUGACUGAUAACUGAUUAAUGUUGAUUUUACCAGUGUUACUUCCUAUUACAUCUUUUUGUGAAGGGUACUGUGCCGCAGGAUUGGCAUCUGUUUCCUGGGCUUGAUUUUGUCUAGGGAUGCAUUUGUGUUUUGAAGGAUGAAUUUCAGGCUAAUGUGGACCUUAUUUUAGAUCCACUCUUAGAAACAGGAUAAUUUUCUCACUAUUCUUUAGAAUCAGGGGAACCCAUAAUUCACUAAAAGGUUUAAAUGACUUGGUGCAAGGCUUGAUCAGAGUCUGGGUCCUGGGUGGCCGCAUUGUCUGGUAGGCACUAAACCACCUUACUCAUCUAAUCACUGUCUUCACUGAAGCAAUUUUAACUUCCUUCCUCAGUUUGAUAAGCUUCAGUGGUUUAGCCUUACAGAAGAGCUAAAUUCUGUCGAGAUCUUCCAAGUUUGCUUUGUCAUCAGCCCUGAGAAGAUCCUUCAAACACAAACUCCCUCUUUUACUCCCGAAGCAGUCCAUAGUUUUCUGUAAAUGACUGUAAAUGUAAAUGAGGGCUGACAUCUCUAAAGCUAAACAUUUCUUCAUCAUUGUAAAACCAGCAUACUUGUAUUAGCAACCUGCAACAUUGCUGCAGCAUUGAACUGAAAAUCCAUUGGACCUGCCCAAUCUUGCGUUUGGAUCUGUCUGGCAAUAAUCUAAACGUGUAAACCCUAUGUACAGUAGAUCUCUAUGCACUUUGUCCUUAGGGACAUCAGAGAGAACAGCCAUAUUAAAGUCUCAGUGAUAUUCUGGAGUGACGUUCAGUCUAUUCACUGCAAUGGUACUCUAUUCUUAACAUUGAAUUUAAGCAAGUAUGAUUUUUAUUUUAAUUCACACCUAAUGUUUGUCAUUAAUUGUAAUUUGUAAUGACCACCAACUUCAUUAUAAUGUAAUGAAUAGUAAUGUCAUACUUGAACUCAAUACUUAGGACUAAACACCAUUGCAGUUAGAUUGAAUGUCUCUGUCCAUACACCAGCGGGAGACAUGCUCAUUCUGUAUAGACUUGGAAAUUAAGCUUAUGUGUGUCUAAUGUGUCACAUUUGACAGGUCCAGGAGUAUGUGUGUGUGUGUGUGUGUGUGUGUGUGUGUGUGUGUGUGUGUGUGUGUGUACGAUUGAAAUGGAGAGAAAAGCCUGGAUCUGAUCACAGAUCUCAGCCUUACUUCUAGAGCUUUGUGGACUGACCAAGGUGCCCUUAUGCUUUAAUGUUACACGUUGGUGUUCUCUAUAUGGUGUCUUUCAUAAGUCCUCCUACUGUACGAUGUAGCAGAGUGAUGUUUUUCUUAAUACAGCCAUGGAUAACCAGUUUGCACAUUGUGAAUAAUACUUGUGCUAAUCGUGGACUGGAAUAGCUUUCUCUGUCAUCUUUUCUGUGUGGUGAACAAUGCUGGUGGGUUUGAAUUGUCCAGUUUGGCAGUCAUUAAAGGGAAUUAUUCCCACUGGGAUUGACCUGGCAGGAAUUGCUAGUUCAACCAGAAAAGUACGUUUUGAAUCUAAUUUUAUAAUUUUAUCAUAUAUUCUAAGUGAUGAGGCUUCGGGGGUUAUUUUCAGUCUUGUUCUAAUAUCAUCAUAAGACAAACAGGAACAUAGCCAGCUACUUCUCAUCCUCCUCAACUGGAAAGUGAUUUUAACAUAGGAUUUACAAGUAAUAUGUUUAUCUGUGCUUUUUUAUUUUGCUAUUGGAGAUGGGCUAAAUGUGCAAGAUGGACAAGAAAAUUGUGUCCUGUGUCUAUUCUAUAAUCAGACCAGGCAGGCAUGAGGUGCGUGUGUGUGCGUGCGUGUGCUUGUGUGUGUGUGUGUAUGUUUGAGUUGGGAGACAAUGCAUCUACAUACGUAAAUAAAAGUAUAACUGUAUCAUUUUAAAUAUAAACUUAUAAAUAUAAACCUAUAAAUACUGUAUAGAAUCUCAUAAUUUUGUAAUCUUGUACAUGUAAUGUAACCACCUUUCUUUCUGGAAGGAGUCAAUGUUUGGUACAUGUUUGUAAAUAAUGUUUGCAUAGCAGUUGUUACUUUCAAAUGUAUGUUAUGUCAAGAAUCAUUUCUGCUAUUAGGACAUGUUUAUUGUUAAAUAUGCAUAAUGAAUUAAUGAAUUCAUACUUGUCUGCAUAACCUUGUACAUUUAAAAGAAAUGUUUAAUGCCUUGAACUGUUUCUGUUGUUUUGUGUUUUUUUGCAUUUGUACAGAUGUAAAAUAUCACUGAAGCUGCAGUACAGUAUGAAAAUAAAGCACUUGUUCUAUAACACGG